Copidosoma floridanum is the source of this 2197-nucleotide messenger RNA. RefSeq names its product DNA polymerase delta subunit 2. Gene Ontology annotation, biological process: DNA replication; DNA strand elongation involved in DNA replication. Gene Ontology annotation, cellular component: delta DNA polymerase complex. Gene Ontology annotation, molecular function: DNA binding. The record is from RefSeq and is a predicted model, not a curated record. NCBI's taxonomy places the organism in Eukaryota, Metazoa, Arthropoda, Insecta, Hymenoptera, Encyrtidae.
AUUAAUUUUAAUGAUAAAAGCCACAUAUGAUUAACGAUGCGCUUUUCAUCGAUGGGUAGUGAUAUUAACGAGUCUUCGUCGUUGUUGUUUUGUCGCAAUGGCAGAGAUCGAUCGAAAGAAAGCCGAAUUCGAGGAUUUCGAAAGAUUUAAAGUUGACUCGAAAAAUUUUUCUCAACAAUUUUGUGGAAUUUACAAGGCUCGACUGUCUUUGCUCAAACCAGAGGCUUUGAAAUGCGCCAAAGCUAAAUGGAAAAACAAAAAAUGCAUCCAAAUCGUUGAUCUGAUAAAAGAUGAAUACAAAGAAGUAUCCUGCGUCAUUAUUGGGACAUUGUACAAGCACCAGGCACUCAAGCCUUCUAUAUUGAAAGAAAUCGCUGACGAGUUGCAAGCUGUUCCACAGCCACCAAGAUUAAAUUACUGUAAUCCCAAGGAUGCUCUGUUUCUUGAAGAUGAUGUCGCACGCAUCAGGUUAGUUGGCAAUUUAACUCCAGAAGCUCUGGUUACUGGCUUGACUUCUGCUCUAUGUGGUCAUGGAUUGAACGAUGGAUCAUUUUGGGUUGAAGAUUUUUGCUUUCCUGGUCUAUACUUGAAUCCCUUGAUGCACCCUAUAAGUUGCUGUGCCAAGGAUAGUGGCAAAAUGUUACUGUUACUAUCUGGAUUAGAUUUUGCGAAUAAAGCGGAUAACUUGAGUAUGGAGUUACUAAGUGACUGGAUAACCGGAUUGAUUGGGGAUGAAAAUACACAAAUGGAAGCAGCUAGUGUUGUAAAAGUUAUAGUAGCAGGAAAUAGCGUGAAGGGUACUGCAGAAACAUUCACUCGCAAGGGUUACUUUGAAAAUAAGAAAAAAGAUUCUUUGUUUGCUGAAGAAAUGCAUCAAGCGGUAAGAAGAUUCGAUCGAUUUAUAGAAAAAAUUGCAAAAUCCUGUGAUACGAUCGUUAUGCCUGGAGAAUUUGAUCCAUCUUGCCAUACACUGCCGCAGCAUCCUCUUCACCCAAAUCUGCUACCUAGAGCAAAGAAAGUUAAUUUAUAUGGUGCUACCAAUCCCUGGAUUGGAAAAAUUGGUUCGCGAGUCAUAGCGGGAUCUAGUGGCCAACCAAUAAUGGACAUAAUGAAAGUAUCAGACGUCGAUAUUUCGCCUCUGGGCUGGCUAGAGAAGACACUAGAAUGGCAGCAUUAUGCUCCAACCGCUCCUGAUACGCUAGCGGAAUAUCCGUUUGACCAGAUGGAUCCUUUCGUUAUGCACGAAUAUCCAAAUAUUUAUUUCGUUGGAAAUAUGAACAGAUACGAAAGCAAAAUAGUACAAGGUGUUGACAGAAAUGACGAUUCCGAGGGUCAACCAAUUAGGCUAAUAUGUAUACCAAAAUUCGCAACCAGUCACACAGCGGUCUUGGUAGACUUGGAAUCGUUGGACGCAAGGCCGAUAUCGUUUGGUUAACUUUAAAACAUAGGUCAUCAAUAAUUUAUUAUUUGUAUAAUUUAUCACUCAUCAAGCAUAAUUUUUCCUUCAUCAAUUGAUACCCAAAACAACAAUUUAAUGACUCGGAUUGUGCAAUCAAAGUUUCAAAUUUAUACAUUAGGUACUUGGAUCAGUGUACAUGUACAUAGAUUUUUUUUUUUUAUUCACAUAGAUAAACUUUUUUUUCUUUAAAAUUCUGUUCGUAACAUAAUUAAUGUGUAUAUAUGUAUGUAUAUAUUUUUUCUUGUCUCUGUCUCCUCUUACAACUAAGAUAUUCCGCCAAGUUGUUAUAACUCGGCUUUAAAGUUUUGGCCGAUAUUCCCCCGUCGGGAAAUCCGUAUGCAUCGAUGUGCUUCAUUAAUAUUAAUAGCAUCACAUUUGUCCGAGAAAAUUGAAGCUCUUUGCAGAGAUUUAAAAUCCUGAAGUUAAAAUAUGAAUAUCAUAAGUCUCCCGAGAGGCGUGACAUUGGUUUAAAUGAAUUCUCCACCAUCUCUCUCUCCCUCUCUCUCUCUCUCGGAAGUAGAGUUUUUUUAAUAGAAUCCUAAAUUAUACAUGUGUAUGGACAGAUUGCAAAAUGAAUUAUUGUAACAUUCAGAAUCUCGGAUGAAGCUCGAGAAAAAGCUCAAACAACGAUGAUAUUGUACGUAACAAAUCGGAGUAAAUGAAUAAAUAAUCAAACAAAAAUCCUUUGGCGGAUCUUCUUCUCACGAUAAAUCUAUGAAUUUCCAAUACCUAUAUAUA